CCGGGCUGCCUCCCGGACGGGCACAUGCUGGCCCUCUUCGGCAUCGGAGCGGUGCUCAUGCGCGGAGCCGGCUGCACCAUCAAUGACAUGUGGGACCGUGACUAUGACAAAAAGGUUGCAAGGACAGCAAGUAGGCCCCUUGCAGCUGGAGACAUCUCCACUUUUCAGUCCUUUGUUUUCCUUGGAGGACAGCUUAGCUUGGCGCUUUGUGUGCUUCUGUGUCUGAAUUAUUAUAGUAUCAUUCUGGGAGCAGCCUCUUUGUCUCUUGUAAUUACCUACCCUCUGAUGAAGAGAAUAACAUAUUGGCCACAGUUAGUUUUGGGACUUACAUUUAAUUGGGGAGCCCUUCUUGGCUGGUCUGCCAUCAAAGGGUCAUGUGAGUGGUCUGUGUGUUUGCCCUUGUACUUAGCUGGAGUAAUGUGGACGCUGGUAUACGAUACCAUUUAUGCACAUCAGGAUAAGAGGGAUGACAUCAUUAUCGGUGUGAAGUCAACAGCAUUACAGUUCAAGGAGGAUACGAAGCAGUGGCUCAGUGGCUUCAGCCUUGCAAUGCUCCUGAGUUUGUGCCUGGCAGGAAUUAAUUGUAACCAGACGUUUCCGUAUUACUCAGCUGUGGCUGCCAUAGGGGCUCACCUAGCACACCAGAUUUACACUUUGGAUAUAGACAAACCUGAAGACUGUUGGAAGAAAUUUGCUUCAAAUCGUACUGUAGGAGUUCUGCUCUUCACGGGGAUUGUGCUUGGAAAUCUGUGGAAACGAAAAGACUCAAAAAAUGUAGAAGAGCCUUUAGAAAACAGGUAGUUGAAAGUACUGUAAAUACUGAUCUUUCAGUCCAGCUAAAAUGUAAGUACUGUCAGAAGGACAGUU
Messenger RNA from Antrostomus carolinensis (chuck-will's-widow), 867 nucleotides. RefSeq names its product coenzyme Q2, polyprenyltransferase (gene COQ2). The coding region runs from base 25 to 801 and encodes 258 amino acids. Lineage: Eukaryota; Metazoa; Chordata; Aves; Caprimulgiformes; Caprimulgidae. The transcript is spliced from 6 exons. Gene Ontology annotation, cellular component: mitochondrial inner membrane. Gene Ontology annotation, biological process: ubiquinone biosynthetic process. The record is from RefSeq and is a predicted model, not a curated record. Gene Ontology annotation, molecular function: 4-hydroxybenzoate polyprenyltransferase activity.